CAGUGCAGUAAACGGGCGACACAGCAGCAGCCGGGAGACAGGAGAAACAGCAGCAGGAUGGCGCUAAAAAACGAACAGUUGAUGCACCUGAUGAGGAGCGUUUUACUGGUCGUGUUAGUCCUCGUACGAGUUGACAGUUGGGUACCAGAUGCACAGAGCAAGUUGCGCAUCCCAUACGAUGCGACCUGGCCGUGCUUUUUCGGCAACAGCAGCGAUUACUUCAAGCUACUGGAUCAGAACGAACACACGAUUUUGAUUGGUGCGAAGAAUGCGGUAUACAACAUCACCAUCGCUCAGCUUUUAGAGAUACAGUCCCAAAGGAUAACGUGGGCGUCGUCCGACGCCCACCGGGAGUUAUGCACGCUCAAGGGCAAACACGAAGAGGACUGCCAGAACUACAUCCGCGUGUACGCCCGAGAGACCCCGACCCGGAUGAUGAUCUGUGGCACCAACUCGUUCAAACCGCUGUGUCGGUACUACAACAUUCUGCCCGGUAACGGCACGAUCGUGUACGACAACAACGAGCGAGAGGCGCAGGGCCGCUGUCCCUACAACCCGCAACACAACAGCACGUACGUGUACACGGAUGGGCAGCUGUACGCGGCCACGGUUGCUGACUUUUCCGGUGCGGAUGCACUAAUCUACCGGGAACCUCAGCGGACGGAGCAGUUCGAUAGCAAACAGCUGAACCAGCCCGCGUUCGUGAGCGCGAUCGAGUAUAAUGGGUACGUGUUCUUCUUCUACCGCGAGGUCGCGAUGGAGUACAUGAACUGCGGCAAGAGCAUCUACUCGCGCGUGAGCCGCGUGUGCAAGAACGAUAAGGGUGGUCCGUACCCGUUCCAGGACAAGUGGACGUCGUUCCUGAAGGCACGUCUCAACUGCUCCAUCCCCAACGAGUAUCCGUUCUACUUCGACGAGCUACAGGCUACAACGAACGCGAUCAGUGGUACGUACGGUGGAGUGCGCAAUAAGAUCAUCUACGGCAUCAUGACGACACCGGAAAAUGCCAUCGGAGGUUCGGCCGUGUGUGCAUUCUCCGUGGAGGACAUCAUGGAGGUGUUUGAGGGACCGUUCAAGGCACAGCGAGACAUCCACUCCAACUGGCUGCAGGUUCCACCCAGUUCGGUGCCAGAACCACGUCCGGGAAAGUGUGUCGAUGACAGCCGCACUCUGCCGAAGGCGUCAGUGAACUUCGUGAAGACGAACAACCUGAUGGAUAACUCAGUGCGUUCGCUGCACUUGCGGCCGAUAUUCACGCGCGUGAGCCUCUACUACCGCUUAACGGCCAUCGCAGUUGACCCGCAAGUGAAAGCCCUCGACGGUCAGCGACGUGACGUGAUCUUCGUCGGUACGAACGAUGGCAAAGUGAUCAAAUUUGUGAACAUUCUGUCGGCAAACACCUCGGAUGAUGUGCUCACGGUGGUGAUCAGCGAAACGCAGGCAUUCCCGCCCGGCACCAAGAUCAACGAAAUGACCAUCUCGAAGAAGAACUCGGCCCUGAUCGUAAUCAGCGGCGGUAAGAUCGUAUCGCUUCCCCUGCACACGUGUAACGAUCACGGAUUCAAGACCUGUCGCAAGUGCCUGGAACUGCAGGAUCCGUACUGCGCCUGGGACGACUUGAACCGGGAUUGCAAAACCAUCGACAGCGUGCACGCGUCUGGCGCCUCGAUCGAUCAGUUCUACCAGCGGUUGGAUGGAGAGCGCAUUAGCGAGAUCUGCCGGAAGUACGAUCACCAGGAACCGACGGUGCACACGUACGAGGAUAAUGACGUGUACACGCGCGUUGACGGAUCCGGAGCGGUGGAAAAGCCUGAUAAAUCAUUCGACCAACGCAACGUCGUGAUCGUUCACUCGAACCAUGGCACGGUGUCCUCGGUCGGACCAGAGGAUAUUGAUAACGAGAUAUCGAUGUCGUCAGUGGAAGGUGACGAGCUAACGAACCGCAUCAUCAAUACGCAGCAGCAGUACCAUCACAAGUCAGACAUAUUCGUGAAGGAAAACUUAAAGUUCGCCAGUAGCAACUGGUUGAUCAUGGCAGUGGUGAUUGCUAUUACCCUUCCGGUAGGCAUAUUCCUCGGAUUUUUAUGCUCCCGCAAGGGUACAUUCAGCAACGGACUCCCAGGAUGCGAACAUCGCAACCAGCUCGAGUGGAACAGUGGCAAAAGUCUCACCAUUCUGUCACAGAACCGCACGAGCGGGAAAGACGUCAAUCUGCUCAUAAAUAACACGAACCAGUACCAAACGCAACAGCAAGCGAUCGUGCAGCAGCUACAGCAGCAUCAUCAAAACAACUGCAAAGAUAACAUCGACUUCGAUUACAAGGAUCGCAGCGUAGAGUGUAAGAACUCGACGGAGAACCUCGAGAAGGACAUCAGCAAAGGCAUGGGCACAUUGCAGAAGACGCGCCACUUGAAGACGUUUAAACCGUAG
This is a messenger RNA of Anopheles nili, 2430 nucleotides long. RefSeq names its product semaphorin-1A. The transcript is spliced from 6 exons. NCBI's taxonomy places the organism in Eukaryota, Metazoa, Arthropoda, Insecta, Diptera, Culicidae. Gene Ontology annotation, biological process: axon guidance; negative regulation of axon extension involved in axon guidance; semaphorin-plexin signaling pathway. The record is from RefSeq and is a predicted model, not a curated record. Gene Ontology annotation, molecular function: semaphorin receptor binding; chemorepellent activity. Bases 58 to 2430 code for a protein of 790 amino acids.